Messenger RNA from Impatiens glandulifera, 1251 nucleotides. RefSeq names its product ubiquitin carboxyl-terminal hydrolase 2-like. NCBI's taxonomy places the organism in Eukaryota, Viridiplantae, Streptophyta, Magnoliopsida, Ericales, Balsaminaceae. The record is from RefSeq and is a predicted model, not a curated record. The coding region runs from base 95 to 1099 and encodes 334 amino acids. The transcript is spliced from 6 exons. Gene Ontology annotation, cellular component: cytoplasm. Gene Ontology annotation, biological process: ubiquitin-dependent protein catabolic process; protein deubiquitination. Gene Ontology annotation, molecular function: cysteine-type deubiquitinase activity.
UUUUACUCGUUUUCCCCCAUAAACACCAGAGGUGGAAGAAGGGGCGGCUAGGGUUGAAAAGAGGCUUCAGGUUAUUCAGUGAGUUGUUGGCAUCAUGUCGUGGUGCACAAUAGAGUCUGAUCCUGGUGUAUUUACCGAACUUAUACAGCAAAUGCAAGUCAAAGGCGUGCAGGUGGAAGAAUUGUAUUCCUUGGAUAUUGAUUCUCUGAACAGUUUAAAACCUGUAUAUGGGUUGAUAUUCCUUUUCAAGUGGAGGCCUGGAGAAAAAGAUGACCGUCUCGUUGUUAGUGAUCCCAACCCCAACUUGUUCUUUGCUAGCCAGGUAAUUAACAAUGCAUGCGCAACCCAAGCAAUCCUAUCGAUUCUCUUGAACUGCCCUGAAGUUGAAUUAGGUCCAGAACUAUCUUCUCUAAAAGAAUUCACCAAAGGCUUCCCCGCCGAACUCAAAGGCUUAGCCAUAAACAACAGCAAAGCCAUUAGAACAGCUCACAACAGUUUUGCCAGACCUGAGCCUUUCAUUCACGACGAACAGAAAGCUUCAGCUAAAGAUGAAGACGAAGUGUACCAUUUCAUAAGCUAUAUACCGGUCGAGGGCACACUUUACGAACUGGACGGGUUAAAGGAAGGACCCAUUAGCCUUGGACAGUGCGGGCAAGGAGAUUCAUCAGAUUGGUUGAAGAUCGUACAGCCAGUGAUUCAAGAAAGAAUCGAAAGGUACUCGAUAAGUGAAAUAAGGUUUAAUCUUUUGGCGGUUAUAAAGAACAGGAAAGAGUUAUAUACGAGCGAACUCAAGGAUUUACAGAGGAAGAGGGAGCGGAUUUUGCAGCAGCUAGGGGCGAUGCAGUCGGAGCGACUUGUGGACACGACUAAUGUUGACAGUCUCAACCGAUCGAUUCAAGAGAUUAAUUCGGGAAUCGAGUCUGCCACUGAGAAGAUUGUAAUGGAGGAGGAGAAGUUUAAGAAUUGGAGAAUUGAGAAUGUAAGGAGGAAACAUAACUAUAUACCGUUUCUGUUUAAUUUCUUGAAGAUUCUGGCAGAGAAGAAGCAGCUUAGACCUCUUAUUGAGAAGGCUAAGCGAAAAAACAGCAGUACAAGGUGAAUUCUCCAACUUAGGAAGGUCAUCUGGAUCUUCUUUUCUGUCUCUUUUAUGCUUAUUAUUUCAAGAUUAAUGGUCAAAUGGGGAUUAACUAACUAUGUCUCUAUGAUUUCAUUAGUACAUUAAUUUAGAAGGGAUUUUUGCAUCCUUGUGGA